Naegleria fowleri is the source of this 4233-nucleotide messenger RNA. RefSeq lists its product as uncharacterized. NCBI's taxonomy places the organism in Eukaryota, Heterolobosea, Eutetramitea, Acrasida, Naegleriidae. The record is from RefSeq and is a predicted model, not a curated record. Gene Ontology annotation, molecular function: 1-phosphatidylinositol-4-phosphate 3-kinase activity; 1-phosphatidylinositol-3-kinase activity. Bases 1 to 4233 code for a protein of 1410 amino acids. Gene Ontology annotation, biological process: phosphatidylinositol 3-kinase/protein kinase B signal transduction; cell migration; phosphatidylinositol-mediated signaling. The transcript is spliced from 3 exons. Gene Ontology annotation, cellular component: phosphatidylinositol 3-kinase complex; plasma membrane; cytoplasm.
AUGAAAGGGCUCUCUUUCUUCAAUAGAAACAAGAAUAAAAACAAGGGAGAUCAGAAAGGCAAAGAAGGAGGCGAUGAUGGAGGUUCAUCAUCUCCUUCUGCUCUUUCACCCGGAGGAGGUAACAACAACAAUAACGGCUCAUUAUCUUCCCGAUCUGCUUCCACGUUUAGUGGAGCAAGUAGCACCAGCAGCAACGAUAGUACUUUGUACACUAAUAACAAUACAUCAUCAUCAUCGACCAACACCACUUCCUCGACUCUAUCAUCAUCAUUGGGUACGUCCUCACCCAUUAGUAGUGGCGGUGGUACCAUCAACAACAAUAACGACUCGACUAGUGUACUGGACAACAUUCCGGCCGUUGCUGUAAAGACUCUCAUCGCUAAAACACUCCAAGCAAUUCAUGAGGUUUGUGAGCUUCAUGGAGAAUAUUUGACCAUUGCUAUCGAUGAUGAGCAAUUCAAACAAAAGCUCUCUAGUCUACCCAAAUCAGAGAUUAGAAAACAUAUUGAUUUGUUAAUUGGAAAACGGGAUGUUUGGAGUAGCGAGUCUGAAGAAGUAUUUGCGUUUAGAUAUAACAUCAGAAAGGCUCAUCAAAUGAGCGAGAACAAGUCCAUAGAGAGAGGUGAUUUGUUGCCUCCUGUCUAUCUCACUUCUGAUACGAGCUUUGAUCCGAAUAUUAAAUUCUAUUGUAAAGUGAAUUUGGUUGGAGACAACUUUCAAAGAAUGGUUGACUGUGAACCAUUUAUGUCUGCGGAUGACUUUGCCGACUUUUUCAUCAACAAGAUUAACAAGUCACAUUUAUUGAAUAGAAAGAAAGAGGACUGGAUCUUCAAAGCAACAGGUACAUCAGAAUACAUUUACGGUAAUGAAAGAAUGAUUGAUUUCGAAGUCAUUCGUAGAUGUCUCAAACGUGGUAUCACUCGAGUACAAUUGAACCUCAUGGACAAAGAGACUGUACUGAGAGAGUUGGAUCCAUAUGACAUGAAUCUCAAGACUACAGAUUAUGAUUUUGAAUACAAACGCACACACAGAUACUCGGUGCAAGAUCAUGCACGAUUUCGUAAAUUCCAAAAGGACAUCCACAAUAGAAAACAUAUGUAUUUACACUAUUCAAAGUUCUGUGGAGAGGAGAAUCCCUACAAGUCAUCCAUGCAUGACCAUGACGACGACUCUAAUAGUUUUACAAGUAACAGCGGUAGCAAUGCAGCUGCUAUUGAUGAAGAUGUAGAUAUGACAUGGAUCCGAAGGGUUGACGAACAGUCGAACAGCUCUACAAGCAGCACUUCCACAAGCUCUCUCACACAUGAUAGUCUCACUCUCAACAAUCACAACAGCACCGAAACACUUAUCAAACAACAAAAAGCAAUCACUUUAUGGGAUCUACAUCGUCCUUUCCGUAUCAAAAUUAUGGGUAUUGACAAUAUUCUAAAUGCAGAUAAUGUUUUGAAGUAUGGAGUACCUGGAUUAGAGCGAGAAGCGAUUGAGGGAGAUCGUUUGAUUUAUGUAACUGCUCAAGUUUUUUUGGGAGGAAUGCCAUUGACAAAUUGCAGAGUUACAAGAUGUGUGUUAUUCUCUGGUAAUAAGUCAACUUGUCCACGUUUCAAUCAAUACAUUACCUUCCCAGAAUUGUACACUUCUGAAUUGCCACGAGAAGCAAAGAUUUGUCUGAGUGUGUACAGUAAGCCUUACUCUCAGAAUGAUCCUCAUUUGAUUAUUCCUACGAAUCGUUCGCCAACCAUCCAGGAUUUGGUUAAGAUUUGCAAUUGUACCAUAAGAAAGGGAGUUAUUUCUGAGAAUACUGUUAACAGCGCAAACAGCAGUGGUGCAACUCUCAAUUCAUCGGGUGGAUCUUCAGCCAUCACAAUUGUAAACAACUCACCACAGUCAACCUCUGUACCAGGUCCUAAUAUUCAAAUACUAGGAACAUCCCCUAUCUCAAACCCAACCGAUAUGAAUGGCGCUGUUAUUAAUGCAGCUGCUGUGGACGAUGAGGAAGUGAUGGAUCAUGAACAUUUAACAUCAGUAGAGGGCAAAAAAUCAAAGGGUGACAAGAAUGCAAUGAACGCAAUGCCUAUUGGUGGAUUGAACUUCCAAUUAUUCAAUUUUUGUGGAACUUUGAAGCAAGGAGCAUACUCUUUGAAAUUGUAUCCAAACAAAGAGGCUAGACCAAUUAUGACCAGUGGAGAGUGUAAAUUGAGUAGUAUUGGAAUUUCUUUCUGUUUGGAUGAAUACUUGUUGCCAGUGGUAUAUCCUGAUGAUGAGGAUUCAUUCUCUUCUUGCGUACAAACUGACCAAACAAACACCUCUUUCAACAAUACCCUGCAGGAAUUGAAGGAAAGAAAGGAGAAUUUGUCGCGCUCUUUGAGCAGUGCAACUCCUGGAACUUUUGACAAUAGUGGAAGCUUAUCAGCAAGAAACAAAUCCCAUACACAAUCACCACUUUCAAUGAUGUCUUCACUUUCGGAUUCCUCGUCAAAUACCUCUUCAUAUACUUCUCAGCUUCAAACUACCAAGCCAAUAGCACCUAAUAAGCUCAAAAUCAAACACCUUCCAGAACAUUUAACAAGACGUUUCGAAGAAUAUGUUGCCAAAAAGAAUUCUGAAAUUUUGCGAUCUCCAGAAAUUAUUGAAAAGAAACUUGAGAAAAUUUUGCACUAUGACCCUCUUAAGACGCUCAACACAGAAGAGCGUUGGUUAUGCUUUACAAAUAGAGACAAGUUGUACAAGAAUCCAAAAGCUCUAUCAAAAUUCUUACUCUCUGUACCAUGGAAAUAUCCAGAGGCUAGAUUAAUUGCAAAGGAAUAUUUAGCUAAGUGGUCUGUAAUGGAACCUAUUGAUGCUUUGGAAUUGUUGGAUCACAACUUUGGAGCUAGUUUCAUCCGAGAAUAUUCCAUUUCGAGAUUGAAUCAACUGUCUGAUCAACAAUUGUGUAACUUUUUACUUCAAUUGGUUCAAGUUUUGAAAUUUGAAAGUUAUCACGACUCAGCUUUGGCUAGAUUUUUAUUACAGCGUGGCUUACGUUCUCCGAAUAUUAUUGGUCAUAUUUUGUUUUGGCAUUUGAAGGCGGAAAUGUACGUUCCCUCUAUUUGUGAACGACAUGGCUUGAUAUUGGAGGAGUACUUGAGAAAUUGCGGCUCCCAUCGUGUCGCUCUUUUGCAACAGUCUGGAGUGCUCAAUCAACUUAAUAUCAUAGCGGAAGGAGUGAAACAGAUAAAGGACAAGGAAGAGUGCAAAGAGUAUGUGAGAACAUGUUUGGGCGAGUUGAAACAUCCACCCAAAUUUAAGCUACCACUUUCACCUCGUAUGGAAGUGAAAGGUAUAGAAAUAGAUCGAUGUAGAGUAAUGAGUUCGAAGAAAAAGCCACUUUGGUUGGUAUUCCAGAAUGCAGAUCAAACUGGAGAACCCAUUCAAGUCAUGUUCAAGGCUGGUGAUGAUUUAAGACAAGAUUUAUUGACCCUACAAAUUCUCUCGAUCAUGGACCAAUUAUGGAAGAAGAAGUCGUUGGAUCUACACAUGAAUCCAUAUGGUUGUAUUUGCACAGGAGAUCAACAAGGUUUUAUUGAACUUGUCAUUGAUAGCGACACUGUGGCAAAUAUUACUGCAGGUGACAACGGUGGUAUUGGUGCAGCUUUGAACGCUUUCUCCUCAGGACCUCUGGAAGAAUGGCUCAUAAAGAAUAAUGGUGGAGAUAAGAGUUCCAAAGAAUAUGAAAAGGCAGUUCAGAACUUUACAUAUUCAUGUGCUGGAUAUUGUGCUGCCACUUAUGUAUUAGGAAUUGGUGACCGUCACAAUGACAACAUCAUGUUAACUCGAAAGGGAGACUUAUUCCACAUUGACUUUGGUCACUUUUUAGGAAAUUACAAGAAGUUCAAAGGAGUUUACAAGAGAGAAACUACUCCAUUCGUUUUCUCAGCCAUGUAUGAAAAAGUUAUGAAAUCCUAUGACCAAACCUUUAACACUUCGUACUUCUCCCAAUUUGAGGAGUUGGGAGCAAAGGCUUACAACAUUUUGAGAGAGAACGGCCAUUUAUUAAUGAAUCUUUUCCUCCUCAUGCUUGCAACAGGCAUUCCUGAGCUUCAAUCAGUAUCAGACAUCAAGUUUUUGAGAAAACGAUUAAUCUUAGAUGAGACUGAUGAAGAGGCUGAGAAACACUUCAAGUCAAAGAUUGACGAAGCCUUAGAUAAUACUAGAUCAAAGCUUAUGGACUUUGUGCAUAUUGCCAAACACAAAUAA